CAUUGCAAACAGUAGGUUUCUGCCUGCCUUCCGGCCUGCAUGUGUUUUCGCCCCGCUACCGCUUUAAUACUGAAUAUUCGUUUUGAUCGCUUCGCGGAUUUUUAGCGCUAUGCGUGCUUUAAUUGUGGGAUUAGCGCGCGCGUUGCGAAUUUCAUAAACUCUCCAAGUAAAAGUGUCUUUAAUCUGCAUUUUUGUGCACCUUGUGCGACGUUCUCAUUAUUUAAUUUUUAUUUUUUUAUGCUACGUGUGUGAAUUUUGUGGAUUUAUUUAAAGAAAUAAAGAAGGAAUAAAGUGAUUGCGAUAGAGCGAAACAUUGUGAAAUACUUUAAUCACAAGAAUUAAUGUUAUGUGCUCAAAGUGUAGCACAUGAGUGUUAAAAAAAUAAUCAGGAGCUACGAGGAGAGCUAUCAGUUUCAUGGGACAUGGUCUCAAUAUUUAUCAAUUAUGCAACAAAUUUUACUAUGUAUAGCAUAAGAUAUCCUCAUUGCUAUAUAUGUACAACACGCACAUAACCCACUCAGUGAACUCAACUUUGUGUGAUAACUUUGCACAGCACUCGACAUUUCUCGUGCAUUGAGGGAUAUAUAUACAAUCUCCACGUUCGUCUUGAAGGAGGAAGAAUGUUCUCAAAGUCACAUUCCAUGAUAUGAAUAAUUUUGUGAAAAUUUACCCAACAUAUUUAUGGUGUUUCAGAUGAGAUUAUUUCAGUGAUUAUCCCACAUGGUGCGUGCAUUAAAUUAUUCUUCUGCUCUACAUUAUCACAAAUUAGCCACACAAUUUUACCUCCAUAAAUUCAUUCAAAAAAAGAAAAAGAAAAUUUAAAGAAGAAUAAAUAAUGUACAAGUGCAGUGUACGGACAAGGAUUGUUGUAGUACUUUCUUCACACAUACCGAGUGUGCAGCAAUGAUUUUAAUAAUUACAAAACACAUCUUCUUCGACGACGACAACUUCCUCAAGUGGAUGUAGUGCAAUUUAAUGGCAUAUUUAACACACAUGUGAAGUAACAAGAAAGAAAAGAAAAGAAACCACGCAUCCCAGUGGAUUUAUUGUGACAAUAUGGGAAUCAACAAUUUCCGACCUUGGAUUUUUGUCAUUGCACUUUUGAUUGAAUUCGUAGUCCAAGUUUCCUCAACUGGAAAAUUCGAAUUACAAAUCUUGGAAAUAUCCAAUAAAAAUAGCCAAUUGUUGACGGGAUAUUGUUGUGGAAUUCCAAUGGAAAUUAGAGCUUCACGAUUGAAUGGAUGCCCUCCCUGUGCCACUGCCUUUCGGCUAUGCUUAAAGGAAUAUCAAAGUUCACUCACAACUGUUAAAGGAUUACUAAAUGGAUGCUCCUUUGGGAAUGCCAGUACACCUGUUCUUGGUGGUUCAAGCUUUGUUCUCACCGAUCCCCAAAUCAGUUCGAUUGUUCUUCCAUUUUCUUUCCGUUGGACGAAAUCAUUUACAUUGAUAUUGCAAGCUUUGGAUUUGUACAAUAUAUCGUAUCCAGUUUCAGAGCGAUUAAUUGAAGAAACAACAUUCUCCGGUGUGAUAUUCCCAUCGCAAGAAUGGCAUACGCUCAAUCCCAAAGGGAAGAAUGCCAACAUCACCUACAGGGUACGCGUUCAGUGUGAUGAGAAUUACUACAAUACAACCUGCACGACGUUUUGUCGGCCGCGUAAUGAUACGUUUGGGCACUACACCUGCGGCGAGAAGGGAGAUAAAAUGUGCUUAAACGGCUGGCAAGGUGUCAACUGUGAGAAAGCAAUUUGCAAAUCCGGCUGUGACCCAACGCAUGGAAAGUGCGACAAUCCUGGGGAGUGCGAAUGCCGUCCUGGAUGGAGAGGUCCUCUCUGCUCCGAGUGCAUGGUCUAUCCCGGGUGUCGUCACGGAUACUGCAACGGCAGCCCCUGGCAGUGUAUUUGUGACACAAAUUGGGGUGGAAUCCUCUGUGACCAAGAUCUCAACUAUUGUGGCACUCAUGAGCCAUGUAUGCACGGUGGGACGUGCGAGAAUACAGCACCAGAUCAGUACAGAUGCACAUGUGCUGAAGGGCUCUCGGGGCUGCGAUGUGAAAUCGUGGAGCAUCCAUGUGCCACGCAGCCGUGCAAAAAUGGUGGCACGUGCACCCUUCGAGAUCCCACAAAAUACGAUGCAGCAAAGAAUUUGAGUGCUAUAAAAGAUUUAGUAGCAUCACCCACGGCGGUCACGGUGCGACGGAUGCGUGGUAUGAGCUCAAUGGGGAAACCCGCCCGCAGCAGAACAAUCGACAAGGAUCACGUGAGAGCACCACCAAUGAAUCUACCUGCACCCCCGGAUUUUAUAUGCACCUGUGCCCCAGGAUGGACGGGACCAAUGUGUGAAACGAAUAUUGAUGAGUGUGAAGGAGGACCCUGUGAACAUGGGGGCACAUGUAUUGACCUAGUGGGUGGAUUUCGAUGUGAAUGCCCACCUCAAUGGAGUGGUGACCUCUGUCAAACAGAUGUGGAUGAAUGCGAAUCAAAUCCAGCUUCAGCUCUUGGGCCGUGCAUUAAUGCCGAGGCGUGCGUUAAUACACCUGGUGCAUUUAGAUGUUUCUGCCUAGAUGGGUGGACAGGAACAACUUGUGCUAAAGACAUUGACGAUUGCAUUGGACAGUGCAAAAAUGGUGCAACCUGCAUUGAUUUGGUUAAUGACUACUACUGUGCCUGUGCUCUUGGAUAUACAGGACGAAAUUGCGAAAUGGACAUUGAUGAGUGCGUCAAUCUGCCUUGUAGAAAUGGUGGAGAAUGCGUUGAUAUGGUUGGAACUUUCAAGUGCAUCUGUCCAGUUGGAUAUUCCGGAACUCUCUGUGAGGAAGCAAAGGACUACUGCACACCAUCACCAUGCCUCGAGGGGCAGUGCCUCAAUACACCCGGCGGCUAUUACUGCCACUGUCCAGCAGGACGUUCAGGACGCCACUGUGAACUUCCCCGGGUAUCCUGCCAGAAUCCACCAUGUCACGAUUCUGGAUGUACACCACCGCAACUCAAUGGGACAGACUUAUCAAUUCCCUGCAGUGGCAAUGGGCAGUGUGAAACAUUUAUGAAUGGACCAUUUUGUGUGUGUCAACCAGGCUAUACGGGUCACUUUUGUGAGCACAAUCUCAAUGAGUGCACACCAAAUCCCUGCAGCAAUGGUGGCAUCUGCUUUGAUGGCGUCGGUGACUUCACAUGCGAAUGCCUACCAGGUUGGGCAGGCAAAACCUGCUCCGAGAGGAUAACACAGUGCAUGCCGGGUCAAUGCCUCAAUGGGGGCACAUGUGUCAUUACUCUAAGUAAUUCACAGUGUCUAUGUGCUAGCGGCUGGGGCGGUGCCUUCUGCACAGACCCCCUGGAUCAGUGUCAGGGUCAACCGUGUCACAACGGUGGGAAUUGCGAAUCAGGACCCGGGUGGUUUCGAUGCGUCUGCGCCACAGGAUUCUCAGGCCCGGAUUGUCGGAUUAAUGUAAAUGAAUGCUCACCCCAGCCAUGCUUGGGGGGUGCAACCUGUCAAGAUGGUAUUGGGGGUUUCACGUGUAUCUGCCCGCCAGGAAGGCAAGGGACACGAUGUGAAAUUUUGCUCUCAGAUCCAGCUUCCGUGUGCUAUAACUCAUCCACACUUUCACCCUACAACCCACUAAUCAUCUCACCGAUUGCGGAUGGUUCAGUGAACGGUACAAGAGAUGCUGUGGAUGAGACAAAGUGCAAUAGUUGCACGUGCGUCAAUGGGAAGCCAAAGUGCACAAAUAUUUGGUGUGGUCUACCCAAUUGCUCAAGAUCCACCAAAGCUAAUGCUUCCAUGAGUUGCAGCACGCACGAGGUAUGUGUACCAGCACUGGUGGAGACGUGCCUUGCUCCACCGUGUGAUGCACGUGGUGAUUGUCGAGCACUUGAACCAUCACGCCGUGUUGCUCCACCAAAGCUACCAACGUCCACAGACUGCUGGCCGAAUCAGGCUAUUUUGGGGGAACAAUGCUCACGCAUUACCAUCCUAAUGGAUCCUAAGCUAAUACCGCGGGGGACAACAGUGGAGGGCGUGUGCCUACGCCUUAGGAGACAUCUUGCCGAUAGACUGAUCAAAACACCACACCUAGAAGCAACAACGGCAUUCAUUGUUGUUCUCUGUGAUAUCAAAACCGGAAGCAAUGAUACGAUAGAAGUAACAUUGUCUUCUCCCCCUGGUGGAGCAGCAGGUUCCACAGCUAUAAAGGAAGCUGUAAAAAUUCUCGGGGAGAUCCUAUCGCGCCAGGGAACAAAUCUAAGUAGUGCCACCGCCGAAGCAGCUUCUUUUGUAUCCAUUGUGGAAGUUAAGGUUGAAACAGCCAUGAUAUCCAGUGAAUCAAGUAAUUCCAAUUACUUGGUUGCCGUAGCGUGUGGUAGUGCAAUAGCAGCCCUAUGUAUAGGUGCCAUAGUUACAUUAAUGCUCAAACAGAGAAUAUCCGGACAGAGUGGUUCGGGUGUUAGUCUAUCCGCUGCAACAGAUGCAAGUCGGCAUGAGGAGGAAAAAUCGAAUAAUUUGCAGAAUGAAGAGAAUUUCCGACGGUACGCUAACCCAUUGAAGGGAAGUUCGAGUUCCCUACGAGGUGCCAUGGAGUUGAGCCUAAAUCCAGCACCUGAGAUUGCGCCAGUAAGUAGUAUAGCGGGUCCAAGUGCCCACCAUCGAUCGCAACCGCUCUUCCCGGCGUGCGAUGCGGAUUUCAGCGAGAAGGAUACAGACAAUCCAAAUGGGCAUCGAGGAUCACAGAAUCUCCUGUUCAAAGCUCAAAAUCCCGAAGUGCGCAACAACACCGUGGGGACCUUUGACAAUUCCCACAAAGAUUUCGGGAAGAGAGCAAUAAAUUGUCAAGCUACAACUAAUAUCCUACCUCCGGACUCAGAUGGGCUCACAGUUCACGUCUGAUGGAGGGAGAUGCGGUAGCUCUGAUCCUAUACUCUAUGUUCAAAUAAAUCUUGCACUUAAGCUCCGCCCUUCAGAUAAGGACGUAAUGAAAUACAAAUAAAUAAGAAGAAGAGUGAAGUAUACGGAUAAGACUUAAAGAAUCAGAACUCUGAUUGGCUGAAAAAUUCUUUUGGAGUAUUUUUAUUUUUCAGUGCAAGGUUGAUUCGAACAGAGUGUACAUUUAGUUAGACACGUUUUUUUAAUAUUUGCCCACACGACUAUAAGAAUUUCUUUUGCAUAUUUUUGCCAAUCAAGUUGCCAUGACUUCCAUAUUUUUCCGCUGAAUUUUUUGAAUAAAAAUAUACAAAAUAAAACCUAUUUUUAUUAAAAAGAAAAACAUUUUGUAAAGAAAUUUAAAAAAAAGAAAGAAAUCCCGAGAAAACUGUUUAACGGAAAAGUGUGAUAUUAAAAAUAUUUUCUUAUGGAAGAAAACAUUCUAAUUAAAUUAUUGUAAAUAUAGAAAUGAAAAAAAGAACUAUGUAAUAAAUUAAAUUCUUUUUUAUUUUAAAAAUGUAGCAAUAAAAUAAGAAAACAAGCAAAAAAAAAACGAAUUUUAGAUGAAGAAAAAAAUAAAAUAGUAGGACAUAAUAAAAUUAAAAUAAUAACUGUAAAAUAGAUUUGCAAAUUGUAUUUAAAAAAAUGCUUGUGAUGAAUUUUAUGAAAUGAAACACUUUUAAAUUUAAAUAAAAAAUAGCCAUAUUUUAGUACUUAAAUGUUAUAUAGCUUUAAAACGCUACACACAUCACUGAACAGUAAAAAAUAGGAUUUUAUUGCACUUUUUUAGUAAUUCCCAUUAAUUGCAUUUUCUUCUUUUUCUCUUUAAUUAAUAGUUUUUAAUAAAAAGUUGUUUUCAUUCCCCGUGAAAAUCAUUAAUUUUUUUUUCUUUUGUAAACGAUGAUUGUUUUCAAGCAAGACAUAAAAGGAUUAUUUUCUUUAUGUAAAACAAUUUAAAAAAAAAAAAAGGUACAUAAGAAUCUCCCGAAGGACGCAAUUACAAGUGCAAAGUAUUCAAAUGAAUAGUUUUUUUUUUAUAUUAUUUAUAAUUGCAUUUAGAGACAAUAAAAGUUUUAUAUAUUAAACUCAAUGUAAUUCAGGAUUGUAUUUAUUUUCCACGAAAUCAAGUCUGAUAUAAAAAAAAAUGAAAAGUAAAUAAUGUGAAGUAUAAGGAAAUAAAACUGUAUUACCGCAUAUUUUAUGAAAUAAAAAUUUACAAAACAAA
Molecule: messenger RNA, 6133 nt
Organism: Lutzomyia longipalpis
Lineage: Eukaryota; Metazoa; Arthropoda; Insecta; Diptera; Psychodidae
Gene: Ser
Product: protein serrate
Exons: 17
Coding region: 1057-4875 (1272 amino acids)
Biological process (GO): cell communication; Notch signaling pathway; multicellular organism development
Cellular component (GO): membrane
Molecular function (GO): calcium ion binding; Notch binding
Source: RefSeq, a predicted model, not a curated record